Rhodamnia argentea is the source of this 1410-nucleotide messenger RNA. Its product is annotated as magnesium transporter MRS2-3-like. The transcript is spliced from 6 exons. The record is from RefSeq and is a predicted model, not a curated record. Gene Ontology annotation, molecular function: magnesium ion transmembrane transporter activity. Gene Ontology annotation, biological process: magnesium ion transport. The coding region runs from base 1 to 1410 and encodes 469 amino acids. NCBI's taxonomy places the organism in Eukaryota, Viridiplantae, Streptophyta, Magnoliopsida, Myrtales, Myrtaceae.
AUGCCGAGGAGUCAUUUUUCGACCAGCCCAAAAGAGGACCUCAAUCCGAACCCGCCUCAGACGCCGGUGGCCCACUUGACGUGCCAUCGUCACCGGAAGAAGGGCAUUGGGAUCAAGACCUGGCUUGUGGUCGACUCGACAGGAGAGGCCCGGAUCAUCGACAUGGGGAAGCACGCGAUCAUAUGGCGGACAGGGCUAUCGGCGCGGGACCUGCGGAUCCUGGAUCCGUCAUCGUCCUACCCGUCCACCGUGACGGGGCGGGAGAGGGCACUGGUGAUCAAGCUUGAGCACAUAAAGGGAGUGAUCACGGCCAGGGACGUUUGGCUGCUGAACCCCAAGGCUCCCACGGUGGCUCCUUUCGUGGAGGAGCUCAAGCGCCGGUGCUCACAUCAUUAUCAGGCCAACGCCAUGAAGGUCAACAGAACCAGUGGUGAUGUAGAGCAAUCUGAGGAAGGUUUACCUCAAGUUGUUGAAGCUACCCAGGAGAACGUAUCGCACCAUCGAGAGGUUAACCAACAACAUGAUAGAUCAGAGACUCUUCCUUUUGAGUUUGUGGCCUUAGAGGCAUGCCUUGAAGCUGCAUGCACUAGUUUAGACGAUGAGGCAAAAGCAUUAGAGCAAGAGGCUAAUCCUGCUUUGGACAAGCUAACCUCGAAGAUUAGUACCCGUUCCCUUGAGCAGGUCCGGCAGAUUAAAGCUCGCUUGGUCGGGUUGACUGGACGAGUUCAAAAGAUAAGGGACGAGAUCGAGCAUCUUCUUGAGGAUGACGGAGACAUGGCAGAGAUGUACUUGACCAACAAAUUACUCCAAGAUGAAAUUGGCAAGUCGUCGUCUUCUUCUUCCUCGAUCACCGUCGAGGAAGAUGAACAUCGUGAACUAGAUAAUAAAGAAAGGAAUCGUGAAGGAGAUGACAGAAUCACGGCAGAUGAGUGUUCGAGUUCUCUGCACAACUCGCUGAACGAUGAUGAAGUGGAAGGAGGAACCAAAGAUAGCAACUCGCAUGGUGGCUUGAGUAUGAGCCAGCACUUUGAUGGCUCAAGCAAGCACCUUGAUGUGGCUGAAUUGGAAACGCUCCUAGAGGCAUACUUUGUGCAACUUGAUGGCACAUUCAACACGCUAUCCGUGCUAAGGGAACACAUUCAAGACACGGAGGACUAUGUGAACGUAAUGUUGGAUGACAAGCAAAACAAUCUGCUGCAAAUGGGAGUGGUUAUAUCGACCGCGACGUUAUUCAUCACCAUGUUCAUCGACGUGACCGGAGUAUUCAGCAUGGACUUCAGAUUUAACCUCCUCCACCCUCCAAAUCCAACAAUCAAUUAUUUCCUCUGGACAACAGGCGGAUACGCCAUCGGGAUGAUUGUCUUGUAUGCUAUUGCAAUGGCAUGGUACAAGCAUAAACGGUUUAUAUAG